AUGCCUUUGAACACCUCCCCGCCCGAAGUGGAGAAGGUUCUCAAGUCGAGCGAUGGCAUAGAGAUAUUCGCAAGGACAGCAGGCCGGUCCGACAAUCACAGCCUUGUUUUCACCCACGGUUUCGCCUUCAGCGGGCAUGUAUUCGACGAGUUAUUCAAGGACGAGAAGCUGUUGAGGGAGUUUUACCUGGUUUCGUACGAUGUAAGGGGCCAUGGCAGAAGUGGAAAACCGAAGAGGGAGGAAGAUCAUACCUCGGCGCUUUAUGCCGCUGAUUUCGCGGCCGUGGUGAAGGCGAGUAUGGGAGCGACUGUGGCCUGCGACGUCUGCGCACACCUGCCACCCAACGCCAUCUCAGGGAUCGUCUAUGUAUCAGGCUUGCCUUACAUUGACAGAAACGUGAUGAACUCCCUCGCUGCCCCAGGAGCUUUGGAUAUCUCCUCAGGACUUCUAUCCACUGACGACGUCCUGUAUUCCAACGUCGCGAAGAUCGCGUUCGUCGACGCCAGCUUCACGGAUACGAGCAGUGUCCCCGUCAGCGUCAAGUUGUCCUGGCUGGGAGCAGCAACAGUUCAGAGCCCAGUGGAUAGGCAACUCGUGCUGUCUCGUGCGCAAGAUGCAGAGAAGCUGCGUCAGGCAGGAUUAAAGGGACUCCCACUGCUCCUCAUCAGUGCAUCUGCAGAUAAGCUCAUCCAGUGCGAUCUUGUCGAGAAGGAAAUGAAGCCCUACUUCAAGGAUCUCGAGGUCCACACGGUCAAAGACGGGAGCCAUGUUGUGUUCUAUGAGAAUCAGGAGGAGUUUGUCGAGGUGUUGACGCGUUUCGCGAAACGCGUGUUUAGGAAGAAGCGGCCUGGUAGUAGGUUGUAA
Cyclocybe aegerita is the source of this 864-nucleotide messenger RNA. NCBI's taxonomy places the organism in Eukaryota, Fungi, Basidiomycota, Agaricomycetes, Agaricales, Hemipholiotaceae. The record is from the annotation of a GenBank genome assembly.